AUGAACUUUAGUAACUUCCUUCAAUGCCUUUGCUUUCAUCAUAGAGUGAUGGAGAACAACCAGACCACAGUGACAGAUUUCAUUCUGCUGGGAUUUCUUGUUAGCCCAGAGAUGAAGAUGUUUUUCUUUGGACUCUUCUUCCUCUUCUAUACCUUUGCUCUGCUGGGAAAUGGAGUCAUCCUGGGCUUGAUAUAUCUUGACUCUAGACUCCACACUCCUAUGUACUUCUUCCUCUCUCAACUGGCUAUUGUUGACAUCACUUAUGCCUCCAACACAGUACCCCAGAUGUUGGCAAAUCUCCUGUAUCCAGCCAAGCCCAUCUCCUUUGCAGGGUGCAUCAUGCAGACUUAUCUCUUUUUAACUCUUGCCCACGUUGAAUGUCUUCUACUGGUAAUGAUGAGCUAUGACCGGUAUGUGGCAAUCUGCCAUCCCCUCAGAUACACUCUCAUUAUGAACAGAGGAAUGUGUAUUGCACUGGCCAUCACGUCUUGGGUAGGUGGAAACCUCCUGGCCUUGGUCCAUGUCAUUCUCCUGCUUAGGCUGCCCUUUUGUGGGCCCCGGGAAAUCAACCACUUCUUCUGUGAAUUACUGUCUGUACUGAAACUUGCCUGUGCAGACAUAUGGCUCAACAAAUUAGUCACCUUUAUUGCCUGUAUAUUUAUUGUAGUUGUACCCCUCUCCCUAGUCCUAAUCUCCUACACACAUAUUCUUGCUGCUAUCCUGAGAAUCCAUUCAAGGGAAGGACGAAAGAAAGCCUUCUCCACCUGCUCCUCCCAUCUCUGUGUGGUUGGUCUUUUCUUUGGUAAUGCCAUCAUUCUCUACAUGACCCCCAACUCCAGAAACUUUGAGGAGCAACACAAAAUUCUUUUCUUGUUUUACAGCUUCUUUAAUCCUACUCUAAAUCCUCUGAUAUAUAGUCUAAGAAAUGCAGAGGUAAAGGGUGCCUUUAGAAGAUUGCUUAGGAAAGAGAGACUAGUUUAA
Molecule: messenger RNA, 981 nt
Organism: Gracilinanus agilis (Agile Gracile Mouse Opossum)
Lineage: Eukaryota; Metazoa; Chordata; Mammalia; Didelphimorphia; Didelphidae
Product: olfactory receptor 2A1/2A42-like
Exons: 1
Coding region: 1-981 (326 amino acids)
Biological process (GO): G protein-coupled receptor signaling pathway
Cellular component (GO): membrane
Molecular function (GO): olfactory receptor activity; G protein-coupled receptor activity
Source: RefSeq, a predicted model, not a curated record